This is a messenger RNA of Beta vulgaris subsp. vulgaris (sugar beet), 732 nucleotides long. RefSeq lists its product as uncharacterized. NCBI's taxonomy places the organism in Eukaryota, Viridiplantae, Streptophyta, Magnoliopsida, Caryophyllales, Amaranthaceae. The record is from RefSeq and is a predicted model, not a curated record. Bases 85 to 660 code for a protein of 191 amino acids. Gene Ontology annotation, molecular function: peptidyl-tRNA hydrolase activity. The transcript is spliced from 2 exons.
GGACUUGAGUCUAUGGUAGAAUUAGAAUGAGAUACUCGGACCCAACUCCCAAGUCGAGGAUAAAAGCAAAAGACGAAGAAAAACAUGGAAAUGUUGACAUUGGUAAGAUUAAGUGCAUCCAUAUCAAUAUCAAUACCAAAACUACGAGUGGUGCCAUUGAAUUUAACGGGUAAAGCAAGACAAAGAGAAAGAAGAGCCAAAUUUGUUGGGUUUUCAAUUGACGGCAGGAGCAUGAGCACCGAUGAAACAACAAAUCUAUCAGUGUCAGAUGUAGGAGAGAGAAAAUCUGAAGAUGAAGAUGAAGAUGUUGUGGUACAGUACGUGGUAUUAAGGAGAGACCUAAUUGACAAAUGGCCUCUUGGUAGUGUGGUUACACAAGGUUGCCAUGCUUCUGUCGCUGCUAUUUGGCAACACAAAGAUGACUCUUCCACUCUCCGUUACUGUUCUCCUCCUCAUGCUCUCGAUUCUAUGCACAAGGUUACACUUGAAGUUAAAGGAGAAACUCAGCUUGUCAAUCUUUCAGAAAAGCUCAACUCAGCUGGGAUUUUACACAAAUUAUGGAUUGAGCAGCCUGAGAAUUUUCCAACAUGUCUUGCUACUAAGCCAUAUCCUAAAUCUGUAGUAUCACCCUUUUUUAGAAAAUUGAAGCUUUGCAAGUGAUUCUUAUUACUAUGUCAUACUAUGCUCUCAAUCAUUUACUUUUUAUUGGACCUCAUUUUGCUUUUCUGGUUA